AUGAUACCCGGAACCCACAAGCAGACACUGGAGGAGAGACGGAGAGGUGAACUGGCACUCAGCGAUUUUGCCGAAUACGUCGAGAAGCAGCAGGCGCAUCGUGUUCCUCUGUACCGCGAUGUCCGUGAUACUUCUGUAGCACCCAGCGACAGUGGCUAUUCCACCGUGAGCCAGACGACGACAACGGAAGACCAUGCGGAACUCGAUAUUCUUGACCAGCUAGGCCUGUCAGAUAAUGCCGGGCGGGUCGAGCUCAAACACCUCCUCCUAGAUGACUCGACCACCGCAGAUGAUACACUGCAACAACUUUCCGGCGUGGUACGGGCUCGCAUUGACGAAGGUCAUGGGGAAACGAUUUUCGAUCUUGGCCAGGAAGACAACGGGGAAUGGAUGGGCUUCGACAGAACACAAUGGGACACAGCCCUAGAACGCCUUCGCAGGGCCGCCCAAACUCUUCGGGCCGACUGCAAAGUGCUUCUAACCUACAAUGUCGGUGGUCCAGAGGAAGCGGAAUCCAAAAACGAACGGAUCAAGUAUGCGUACGGCAAAAUCCUCAUUCGACAAGCUGCAGCAUCAGCAGAGAACGUGAUAGAAACUAGAAUCGCGGUUGUUGGAAAUGUGGACGCCGGGAAAAGUACUUUGCUUGGUGUUCUUGUCAAGGGUAAACUUGACGAUGGUCGUGGAAGAGCACGGGUCAAUCUCUUCCGCCACAAGCAUGAAAUCGAGAGUGGUCGGACCAGUUCAGUUGGCAUGGAAAUAAUGGGGUUCGAUACCCACGGUGAAAUCGUUGGACGUGGCCAAGGACGUAAACAAUCCUGGGAAGAAAUCGGCAGGCAAUCUGCCAAAGUAAUUUCCUUCUCGGAUUUGGCUGGGCACGAACGCUAUCUACGGACCACCGUCUUCGGAAUGUUGAGCAGCAGCCCGAAUUACUGCUUACUUAUGGUUGCUGCAAAUAACGGCAUAAUCGGUAUGAGCAAAGAGCAUCUUGGAAUCGCACUGUCUCUGAACGUCCCGGUCAUGGUCAUAAUCACCAAAAUCGAUAUCUGCCCCCCGAAUAUUCUUCAGCAGACCCUUACCCAGUUGACUCGCAUCCUCAAAUCUCCAGGCGCUCGGAAGAUACCAAUAUUCAUCAAAACCCGGGAGGAAACCGUGAACACUGCUACCCAAUUCGUUAACCAGCGGAUCUGUCCUAUAUUCCAGGUGUCCAACGUUACAGGAGAGUCUCUCGAUCUUGUCCGAACCUUCUUGAACAUCCUGCCACACCAUGGACAUUACGACGCUGACGCGCCAUUCGAGUUCCUUGUGAACGACACUUUCUCUGUUCCUUUCGUAGGCACCGUUGUUUCUGGAGUUGUGAAAUCAGGGGUGAUCCACGCCGGCGACUCUAUUAUGAUUGGCCCUGACUCGCUUGGCCAGUUCCGCACCACAGCUAUCAAGUCUAUUGAACGAAAACGUAUAGCCGUUCAUGCCUGCUCUGCUGGGCAGUCUGCUUCUUUCGCACUCAAAGGUGUCCGCAGAAAGGAAGUGCGCAAGGGCAUGGUCGUUCUGCCAAAGCUUGACCAGCCUCCAAAGGUCUAUCGCGAAUUUGUCGCUGAAGUUCUGAUUCUUUCUCAUGCAACUACUAUCAAAACGAAGUAUCAGGCUAUGCUACACGUUGGCGCGGUGAGUCAAACAUGCACCAUCAUCGACAUAGACCGUGAUUAUAUCCGAACUGGGGACCGGGCUUUAGUCGCAUUCCGCUUCAUCCAACGCCCCGAGUUUGUAUCCGUUGGCGAUCGAAUCCUGUUCCGCGAGGGUAGGACUAAAGGGUUGGGAAUUGUUAAGGCAGUUCGCUAUGACCCCAGCAAUCCACUGAACCCAAAAAAUAAAGAAGGUGCAGAAGGAAAUGGCCAGGUCCCACAGUAA
Blastomyces dermatitidis ER-3 is the source of this 1905-nucleotide messenger RNA. RefSeq names its product GTP binding protein. The record is from RefSeq and is a predicted model, not a curated record. The transcript is spliced from 3 exons. NCBI's taxonomy places the organism in Eukaryota, Fungi, Ascomycota, Eurotiomycetes, Onygenales, Ajellomycetaceae. Gene Ontology annotation, biological process: translational elongation. Gene Ontology annotation, molecular function: translation elongation factor activity; GTP binding; GTPase activity. The coding region runs from base 1 to 1905 and encodes 634 amino acids.